Molecule: messenger RNA, 1269 nt
Organism: Tetrahymena thermophila SB210
Lineage: Eukaryota; Ciliophora; Oligohymenophorea; Hymenostomatida; Tetrahymenidae
Product: PAPA-like motif protein
Exons: 6
Biological process (GO): chromatin remodeling
Cellular component (GO): Ino80 complex
Source: RefSeq, a predicted model, not a curated record
AUGUAUAGAGUAGAGUUUGUAUUAAGAGGAGAAGUAGCAUUCGAAGCGGAUGUUGAUCUACCUGCUUUAGAAGAGGAAGAGUAAUUGCAGGAAUAAAAUAAUUAGCAAAAUAAAACAAGAGGAAGAAAGCCUGGAAAAAGGGGAGCUGUUGCUCCCUAAGUGCCUGUAGUGAGUUAAUCUGCAGUAUCUAAAAAUAACAAAAACAAGAAAACAUAACCUCCACCACCUCCUCCUCCUUAAUCUUAAAAGAAAGGUCAAAUAGCAAGCAGAUAUAGUUCAAGAAGAAGAAAAGGAUAGCAUGAUGAUGAUUUGUUAGAAGAAGAAAGCGAAAAACCAUACAAAGAAGAAUAACCCUAAAAGAAACUCAAGAAAGGAAAAAAAUAAGUUGUUGAUUCAGAUAUUGAAGCUGAUGAAGAAGAUGAAGAGGAGAUGCAAGGAAGUGAAGACGAAGCAAAACUUUUAGAAUUAGAAGGUGAACUUGAAGAAGAAUUAGCGCAUUUAGGAGAGGAUGGUGAAGAUGUUGAUAAUUUUGAAGAAGACGAUGAAAAUGAAGAAUUAGAAAAGUUAGAACGUUAUGCUACUAAUGAGAGACCCAUAGCUAAGUUGAGUUAAAGAUUUAAAGAUUUAGAAAAUCUGAGUGAUUCAAAUCUCUCUGAAGACCCAAACUAUCAAAAGCUUACUAAAAGAUAAAAAAAUAUUGUGAAAAAUAAUAUGUCAGGUUAAGUGGAAACUGAGUAUCUUCAACUACCUAAUUAAUCAAGCAGAAAAAAAAAUAAGUUUGUAACUGAAGAGGAUUAAAUGAAAAAGAUUGAAAAAGAGGAGAAAAGAAGAGCUUAAAUGCAAAAACAGAUAGAAGAUUUAAAACGUUAAACUGUUGAUAAAAUUCUUAAUGAAGCAGGAACAAAAUAAAAGAAGAGAAAGGAAAAAGAAGAAAUAGAAAAAGACAAUAAAAUUAAUCAUCAGUAUCGUAAAUUACCAUAAGGCAUGCCCCGCAUAAGAAUAUUAAAUAACUCUUAAGGCUCUAUAGUAAGUAUAACAAAGACAGCGUUUCAUCCUUUGUUGAAUCCUUUCCCUGUUGUUUUUGAAAAUAACUUAAUGGGAGACCUAGAAAGUUAAACAAUUUAAAAUGAAGAUUAAAAUCUAAGUUAAUAAUAAAAUGUUGUAAGUGGUUAAAAUGAUCAAAAAGAUAAUGAAAGUAACAAUAAUGACAUAAAUAAUAAAAAAGAAAUUGAAGAAGAUAGUUCAAAAUUAAUGGAAGAAUCAAGCUGA